Messenger RNA from Lolium perenne, 2205 nucleotides. Lineage: Eukaryota; Viridiplantae; Streptophyta; Magnoliopsida; Poales; Poaceae. The record is from RefSeq and is a predicted model, not a curated record.
AUGGGCAAGGUCCAGGUUGAUGUAUUGUUUGGCGGCCAGGAUAAAUUCCGAGUGGAGAACAUUCUGUUUGAAGUGGUUGAUUUGGACAACCCUUACCAUGCCCUGCUAGGAAGGCCGUCAUUGGCAAAGUUCAUGGCCUCUACCCAUACGGCUUACCUGAAGAUGAAGAUACCAGCACCCAACGACCCAAUAACCGUGGUGGGCAACUGCAAGGUUUCGCUGGACACUACCUCAGCCGGAUCAAACUUUGCUGAGUCACUGUUCAUAGCAGAAGAGAAGGGGUGGAUCCAAACUGCUGUCACGCUGGCACAAUCAUCCCAGCUCAACUUAGCGGCACUGAGCAGCCCACUCGGAGGAACAGCGUUAAAGCCAUCGAAGGAGACGAAGGACAUCGUGCUGGACCCGGCAGUAAAGCAGCCCUUGCGCCGCUUUGAUGAAGACAGGAGAAAUAUCAUCGGUGAAGAAGUCACCAAGCUGCUGGUAUCCGGCUUCAUUGUGGAAGUCCGACAUACCGAAUGGCUGGCAAAUCCCGUGCUGGUCGAGAAGAAGGAGGAAUACCCUAAGGCACCGAAGGCAUGGUCCAUGUGCAUUGACUACACGCACCUGAACAAGGCCUGUCCCAAAGAUACGUUCCCAUUACCUCGAAUUGAUCAAACUUCGCAAGCUGAUGCGGCAUUCAAGGAGCUGCAAAAGAUGCUGGCCACCGCCCCUAUUUUGGCGUCACCUUUGCCAAAGGAACCAAUGAUGCUUUACAUAGCAGCAACAAACCGGGUUGUAAGUGUCGUGGUUGUAGUGGAAAGAGAAGAGGAAGGAAAGACCGUGCAAAGUCCGGUAUACUACCUGAGCGAGGUGCUCUCCCUCUCAAAACAGAACUAUCCGCACUACCAUAAAAUGACUUAUGGCGUGUUCAUGACCGCCACAAAACUCAAGAACUAUUUUGAAGAACACCCAAUGACAGUGGUGUGCGAGGCUCCUAUCUCUGAGAUCAUCGGCAACAAAGAUGCCAGUGGAAGGAUAGCCAAGUGGGCAAUUCAAUUGUCACCAUAUGUGCCGCUCUACAAAAGGAGAGAUGCAAUUAAGUUGCAUGCACUGGCAGAUUUCCUGGUGGAUUGGGCCGAGAUGCAGUAUAAGCCCCCCAAGCUGGAAACAGAGUAUUGGAGGAUGCACUUUGAUGGAUCAAAGCUCAAGGAAGGACUUGGAGCUAGAGUGGUUCUCACCUCACCAAAGGGGGAUAACCUGAGAUAUGUGCUGCAGAUACAUUUCAGGGCAUCAAACAAUGUCACUGAGUAUGAUGCUUUGGUCCACGGGCUUAAGUUGGCAAAAGAAGUCGGAGUACGCCGGAUCAUAUGCUACGGUGAUUCAGAUCUGGUGGUGCAACAAUGUUCCGGAGAUUGGGACGCAAAGGAUGCCAGCAUGGCAUCAUACCUGUUCCAUGUGCAAGAAAUUGCCGGAUUCUUUGAAGGAUGCGAGUUUCACCAUGUGCCGUGGGCGGAAAACGACGCGGCUGACACUUUGUCUAAGUUGGGCUCAUCCAGGCAAGAAAUUCCUCCUGGAAUAACUUUAUCCCACCUCAGGAAGCCAUCGAUCAAACCGAGCCCAGAAUCCGAAUCAAUCUUUGUUCCGGAAUCACAUGUCAUUCCGAUGGAUAUUGACAAGACAACCCCGGUGACUACGUCAUCUAACCCGGGUACUUCAGAAUCAAAGCCAGAAGAAACUAUGUCGGUGGAUUGCAUGGAGCUCGAUAUUCUGGUUUUCGUUGUUCGAGAAGCGCCAUCAUGGGUAAAGCCGAUCAUGGAGUUCCUGGUCAACGACGGUUUACCGGCUGAGGAAGCAGAGUCAAGAAGGAUCCAAAGGAGGUCCAAAGCUUACACCAUCAUCAAUGGUGAUAUGUACAAUAGAAGUGUGACAGGAGUGCUGCAAUGCUAUGUGGCGCCAGAAGAAGGAAAGGAAAUGCUCCAGGAAAUUCACCAGGGAGAAUGUGGGCACCAUGCCUCAUCAAGAGCUUUGGUCGCCAAAGCAUUCCGGCAUGGAUUCUACUGGCCCACUGCUUUGGAGAAUGCAGAAGAUAUGGUCCGAAAGUGCAAUGGAUGCCAGAGAUACAACAAGAAAAAUCACACCCCAGCCUCCAGCUUAAAAACAAUUCCGAUAACUUGGCCAUUUGCGGUGUGGUGCCUGGAUAUGGUUAGACCAUUCCGACCGGCGUGA